Molecule: messenger RNA, 2423 nt
Organism: Strongylocentrotus purpuratus (purple sea urchin)
Lineage: Eukaryota; Metazoa; Echinodermata; Echinoidea; Camarodonta; Strongylocentrotidae
Product: deleted in malignant brain tumors 1 protein-like
Exons: 9
Coding region: 110-2371 (753 amino acids)
Cellular component (GO): membrane
Source: RefSeq, a predicted model, not a curated record
GGUCGAAGGUGUUAGCUAAAGCAUCAGCGAAGAGCCUAUCAUCAACCGACUUUGAAUUGGCGACCUCAUCUUUCCAGCGUGUAUCACACAUCGCCAUCUCAACAUCAAAAUGAUGUUCAAGGCUUAUCUAGUAGUGUGCUUCUUAGCAACAGCGGCGAACGCUCAGAGUAUUUUAGUAGUACGACUGGUUGAUGGAAGCGAUGCAAGCGAAGGCAGAGUUGAGGUUUAUAACAAUGGAACCUGGGGAACUGUCUGUGAUGACUCGUGGGAUGACACCGAUGCAGGAGUUGUCUGCCGAAGUCUCGGAUUCCAUUCCGGAACUCGGGUACUAGGAAGCCCUGCAUUCGGACAAGGUUCAGGGGAUAUCCUCCUGGAUGACGUAUCAUGUAAUGGAACCGAAACCAAUCUUGGUGAUUGUUCUAAUGCUGGUCUCGGUGUCCAUAACUGUGCGCACUUUGAGGAUGCUGGAGUACGCUGUUCAACAGGUGUUCGUCUCGUCGAUGGUACCAUGCUAGGAUCAGGUAGAGUUGAGGUACUUUACAAUGGAGAAUGGGGAACUGUCUGCAAUGACGGGUGGGACUUGACUGAUGCCAACGUAGUAUGUAGGUCCCUUGGACUGGGUGCCGCAAGAGUAGCUUUCUGGGCUGCUGUCUUUGGUGAAGGCACAGGAACCAUCGUUUUGGAUGACGUCUCUUGCUCUGGUGACGAAACGAGUAUCUUUGACUGUGGGAAUUCGGGUCUUGGAACCAACAACUGUGGUCAUUCAGAUGACGCAGGUGUAAUAUGUGAACACGGAGUACGACUGGUUGCUGGAAGCAAUGCAAGCGAAGGCAGAGUUGAGGUUUAUUACAAUGGAGCCUGGGGAACUGUCUGUGAUGACUCGUGGGAUGACACCGAUGCUAGAGUUGUGUGCCGAAGUCUUGGAUUCGAUUCUGGAACUGGGGUACUAGGAAGCCCUGCAUUCGGACAAGGUUCAGGGGAAAUUCUCCUGGAUGAUGUAUCAUGUACCGGAACCGAAACCAAUAUUGGUGAUUGUUCUAAUGCUGGUUUAGGCGUCCAUAACUGUGGGCACUUUGAAGAUGCCGGAGUCCGCUGUUUUGAGUUAAAUUUUGAAGAUGUUCGUCUCGUCGAUGGUUUUAUGCUAGGAUCAGGCAGAGUUGAGGUAUUUUACAAUGGAGAAUGGGGAACUGUCUGCGAUUACAGGUGGGACUGGUUUGAUGCCAACGUAGUAUGUAGGUCCCUUGGACUGGGUAGGGCAAUAGCAGCUUUCUGGGCUGCUUUCUUUGGUGAAGGCACAGGAACCAUCGUUUUGGAUGACGUCUCUUGCUCUGGUGACGAAACGAGUAUCUUUGACUGUGGGAGUGCGGGUCUUGGAACCAACAACUGUGGUCAUUCAGAAGACGCAGGUGUAGUAUGUGCAAACGGAGUACGACUGGUUGACGGAAGCGAUGCAAGCGAAGGCAGAGUUGAGGUUUAUAUCAAUGGAGCCUGGGGAACUGUCUGUGAUGACUCGUGGGAUGAUACCGAUGCUAGAGUUGUCUGCCGAACUCUUGGAUUCGAUUCUGGAACUGCGGUAGGCAACGCUGAAUUCGGACAAGGUUCAGGGGAUAUCCUCCUGGAUGACGUAUCAUGUACUGGGACCGAAACCGAUUUUAGACUUUGUUCGAAUGCUGGUUUCGGUGUCCAUAACUGUACGCACUUUGAGGAUGCUGGAGUACGCUGUUCAACAGUUUAUGUAGUACGACUGGUUGAUGGAAGCGAUGAAAGCGAAGGCAGAGUUGAGGUUUAUGCCCGUAACAAUGGAGCCUGGGGAACUGUCUGUGAUGACUCGUGGGAUGACACCGAUGCUAGAGUUGUCUGCCGACAUCUUGGAUUCGAUUCUGGAACUGGGGUAGGAAACGCUGAAUUCGGACAAGGUUCAGGGGAUAUCCUCCUGGAUGACGUAUCAUGUACUGGAACUGAAACCAAUCUUGGUGAUUGUUCUAAUGCUGGUUUCCGUGUCCAUAACUGUGUGCACUCUGAAGAUGCCGGAGUCUUUUGUUCCGGUCAGACAGUAUCAGCAGAAUUACGACUGGUUGAUGGAACCUGCAACAGCGAAGGCAGAGUUGAGAUUUUCUACGACGGAGUCUGGGGAACGAUUUGUGAUGACUUCUGGGAUGACACCGAUGCUGGAGUUGUCUGCCGAAGUCUUGGAUACAGCUCGGGAACUGCGGUAGGAAGCGCUGAAUUCGGACAAGGUUCAGGGGAUAUCAUAUUCGACAAUGUUGAGUGUUCCGCUGGAGAUACUGCUCUGGAGUAUUGUCGGAGCAAUGCUCCCUUCGAUAAUAACUGCUCGCACGCCGAAGAUGCCGGUGUCAGAUGCACUGAGUGAAGACGAUGCUGAGAAAACGUGUACACCUCGAGCGUUCCAGCGACCCGAUUAA